Alternaria incomplexa is the source of this 843-nucleotide messenger RNA. RefSeq lists its product as uncharacterized. NCBI's taxonomy places the organism in Eukaryota, Fungi, Ascomycota, Dothideomycetes, Pleosporales, Pleosporaceae. The transcript has a single exon. The record is from RefSeq and is a predicted model, not a curated record. The coding region runs from base 1 to 843 and encodes 280 amino acids.
AUGUCGCUGGCCGCCGCCCUCAGACACGACAAUAAUAAUCGCGUCUUGACCCGCCCGCUCGACGACUGGGUCCAACAGCCCGACGUUUCCGCGCGACUAGUCCUUUUCUCCGAGGAGUACCUGCAAGGGCUUCCUCAGACGGAUACAGAGCAUCUACUGCGUGCGACCGGGAGCACAAUCAAGAGCGGGUCGUUAUCGUCGAUGGCUCCUGGGGCUCUCCUCCACCAGCACAACCCAACCCACAACCCUCCUUCCCUCCGCUCUUGCAUCACCGAUAUCACCGACGCCACGCCCACCGAAACAAGCAUAAGCACCGGCCUCGUCAGCCAACUGUCUGGCGUCCCGCUCCUCGAAGACAACAACGGCGUGUUGGAGAUACCGCCCGCACACUUCCGCACCCCCGUCUACGAAUGCGCCUUCUGGUUUCUGAACUGCAACUACGUCUCGCAGAACAAAGAAGAGUGGGAAACACACUGCCACGCACACUUCCGCGGCGAGGAACCACCGCUGACGGCCCAAUGCCCGCUGUGCGACUGGGAAGUGACGUGUGAUCAGGGGAGGCAGGCAUGGAAAAUGCGUAUGGAGCAUUUGGCGUACGGACACACGAUGCGCGGGCAGACGUUGCGGACUUCGCGACCGGAUUUCCGGCUGUUUGAAUACCUGUGGCAGAGAAGGUUGAUCGAUAGUGAGGAUCUGAAGGAGUUGAAGGGUGGGAAUCAUAACUUGACACAUCCGCCGGGGAAUUUCGUUGAGAUGAAUGGAAGUAGGCGCGAGAGGGAUGGCAGGAGGCAUCGCGCGCAGCAUGCGAGGGUGCCGAGACCGCCUGAACCGCGCCGGUACUGA